Molecule: messenger RNA, 2186 nt
Organism: Malaya genurostris
Lineage: Eukaryota; Metazoa; Arthropoda; Insecta; Diptera; Culicidae
Exons: 2
Coding region: 435-1898 (487 amino acids)
Source: RefSeq, a predicted model, not a curated record
ACGCUCGGUCGCUCAUUAGAGCCUUACCAUCUCACUUUCGUUUGUCAAUGAAAUCAGUAGCGAAUACAAACUCUUUCUGAUCUGUUGCCUCACCCCCCUUCGUCUGGAAACCUCACGCCUCACGGUUUCAAAUUUGUCCGGUCGCUUCGGUGUGUUCUGUUUUUUUUUGCCGCAACUUCUAAACCACUUUGAAUAGUGUCGUCCUUUUUCUGCAUCCCAACGCCGUCGUUACAUAACGGAAAACGACCGAUUGAAUUGCGGUAAACCGUCAAGGCCAGCUACGCUUCGCAUCCGACGGUAGCGCGCAGGUGCUAGCUGUCUAUUUUUGUUUACAAAACAGCAGGCCGUGGAAAGCGCGGCGCAGAAGCGAAACAUUUUUCACGCCGCCAGAACAGCUGACAUGACAGUUCCAUUUUGAAUUGCGUCGGGAGAAAAUGUCGAAAAAGUUGCCGGUCCGUAUGCUGACUCAGCUUACGUUGGCGGAGGUGGCCGGUUCGAUUGUGAUCGCCAUCGAAAACAUGCUCCAGACGACGUACAACUUCGGCGUGGAACCGGACUUCACCCUGCUGAUAGUGGAGAUCAACUCGUACCUGGAGAAUAUGGGAGCUACCGCUGCCAUCUACGAAGAUCUGCUGCGAGUGAUUUUGACGUCGGAUUCUUUGGAGGCGUCGACGAGAUUUUGCUGUUUACAAAUGCUGCUGAACGAAAGUGUUCACACACUGGCCACGGAGAUAUUUCCGUUUUCCUACUACGAACGGAUUCUGCACGUGAUCGCUUCCCAGGGUCGAGGACUACGGCAGCUGAACAUGAAGGGUGUUUGGGUGAAGGAAGAUUGUCUUUGUUUUAUGUACGAAAUCAUCAAGCAUCUACCGCAUCUGACGAAGUUGACUAUUCCGCACAUUGCCAAUGACAAUCUGCUGAAGCACAUUGGGGACUAUUCCAAGAACCUUCGGAACUUGGACGUCAGUGGAGAUACCGAUAUCACCGAGAUUGGUUUGGAAUAUCUUUGCUAUGGUGAGUCGAAGAAUAGCCUAACAAUUUUGGAUAUUGGUUCGUUGGGUGAGGAAAAUAUUUGUCACACGGACAUCGCGUUGGUCGUCAUGAACCUACCGAACCUUGUCAGCUUAGCCAGUUACUCGUUCGUCGGCCAAAGUCUUCUGUACAUUUUAGAACAGAAGAAUGCCGGUUUCAAGUGCAAACUAGCUUACAUUCACGACACGAAAACUAAGGCCAAACAACUGGACGCUAUCGUUAGCACCUGUCCGAAUCUAGUGGAUCUGUACUUGGACCGUCCGGAUUCCGGUAUCCUAACGAAACUAUCCAAUGUUCACCUGCGAAGACUGAAGCUGUAUAAGUUUAGCUGUGCGGAACUGUUCACCCUGGUCGAAACCAUUGGGAACUCCAUGCGGCACCUAACUGUGAUAAAAGGUCGCGGAACGUUGGAAAUCCAUCGCCUGAUACGGUGCUGUCCGAACCUGAUCGAUCUCGAUUUCUACAUGAUGGAUUCGUUGACGUUCUCCGGUGAUCGUGGGUUCCGUGAUCUGCAGGGACUGGAAAUCCUUAGCAGUCCCAUUUCCCAACCGGGACUUCAUAGUUUGCUUGGUUUGUUGACCACCCUGAAGCGGCUGGCGAUCGACAGUGUCACCUUCAACGAUGAGGAUUUCUGCUCACUGAUGAUCGAGAAGAACUUCUAUCAGCUGGAGGACAUUUGGUUCACGACGGCUCCUCACAUGUCGAUGACUAGCGUCGAGAUAUUGAUGGAUCGCUGUCCGGAGCUGCAGAGCCUUGGCCAGCUGAGCGGUUGGUCGCUGACACCCGACGACGUUUCGUUGCUCCGAGGGAUACUGAAAAGCUGCAACUCGGCCCUGGUACUGUCACCCAGCAGUAUUUUCCCGUAAACCAUUGUUCACCAUUUCAUCGUCUCAUGAAUCAUCAAUUCAUCCUGAAUGAAAAGACAUGACGAAAUGCGGAUACGGAAUCCGUAGAUGUUUUUUUUGUCCUGUUUGUUUUUUUUUAUCGGUGGUCACCAAUAUAUCAUCGGUUUGUGUGUUCAGUUUCAGUGUUAGUCAUUUACUAAUGAGGUCUCCUUCGUCUCCUUACCCGUUCCCUUCUUCCAGAUGGUGCAGUCACUGUAAGGCCAUGGCGAUUGUUACGAAACCGUUAUUAAAAAGAACUAUUACUUCGAA